AUGGGAAGGCGUAAUUCUGAGAAUAAUGAUCGUCGAACUGAACAAUUCCGUAAACUGUUCAUAGGAGGCUUGACACCCCUCACCACAGAGGCCAAGUUGAAGGACUUUUAUUCACAAUGGGGAGAAAUUGUCGAUGUUGUGGUGAUGAAAGAUAGCCGUACAAACCGCUCAAGAGGCUUCGGCUUCAUAACCUACAAGGAGCCCGAGAUGGUUGAUGCUGCUCAAGCUAACAGACCGCAUGAAAUCGAUGGCAAAACAGUCGAAGCUAAGCGAGCAAUGCCACGUGAAGAUUCGAACAGUCCUGAGUCUCAUAUGACAGUCACGAAACUCUUUGUGGGUGGCCUGAAGAAGGAUGUGACGCAUGAAGAACUGCGUGAAUACUUCAGCAAAUACGGCAAUAUCACCGAGUGCGAAGUAGUUGCUUGGAAGGAGACGGGCGAAUCACGUGGCUUCGGCUUCGUCACCUUUGAUGACUACGAUCCUGUUGACAAGGCUAUAUUAUACAAGCCUCAUCACAUCGGCUCCAGCAGAGCAGACGUCAAGAAAGCCCUCAGUAAGGAACAAAUCAACACAAUGAAAAAGAAACAGGAGUCCAGGAACGACUACAAUAACAACUAUGGUGGUGGCGGUGGUUAUGGCCCAAUGGGUGGUGGCUAUGGCGGAUAUGACGGAGGAUAUGGAGGCUCAUACGGAGGUGGUCCUUAUGGUGGCUACGGUUCAAAUGGUGGAGGUGGUGGUACCUACGGCGGAGGUUAUGGAGGUGGUUGGGGUCCGAAUCACAUGAACGGAGAUGGCCCGGGCUGGGGUCAAGGAGGGAUGGGUGAUGGGUUCGGUCACUACGGGAACCAACAGAACUACGCCGGCGGUCCAAUGCGGGGUGGUCCACCAGGAGGUUACCAACGGAAUGCUCCCUACGGAGGGGGGUAUGGCCGUCGUUAAUCUCAAACAGGUAAGGAUUUUCUAGUAUGAGCAUGUUUUUCAACGUCUAAUUGCUUCUUCGUAUCCGUUGCAGGGUUAGUAUGGCCUCAACAGUUUGGUCUAGGCAGUUCUACUAGCAGAGGAGACAGAGUUGUCCUAGCGCCCUCAGGUUCUAGGUCAGCCAGCAGAAAGUCGACAGCCUGUCUAUAGCUGAAGAGGCCAGGGAUCCUAUUAUUCACUGUGUAUAUAAAUAAUGUUGACUGUUAAUUUUCACUGCAUGUGCAAUCGAGCGUUCUUUUUAACUGUCAUGUCCAUCGCGAGUUAGCAUUCUAUUGAGAGUGACUUUCAUCUAUAAGUGUAAAGUUUCGUAUCAUAUAUGCAUAAGCCCAUGCAGCAUAAUUUUUUAACUCAGCUUUGUCACUAGUAUUAAAGGAAAUAAAAGUGUUGAAGCCAGUUAGUCUUUUGAGUUAUGAGUUUUGUUUGUAGCAGUGAGGGAGAUAGAUGCCUACUGGGCGGAAGGCGAAGUUGGCUUGUUAGGCCUUCCAGCCCCCUUGUUUAAGCGAGCCUGUCUCUGCACAAGGCUCCUCAAAAUGUAAGCUAGGCAGCAUUUCUGGAGUUUGGUGCAGUGUUAGGUCCCAUUGUUGCGUAUACUGGGUUUCAGGGAUUGGAGGCCAGUAACAAUUCACCCUGUUCACAAUUUUUGAGUGGUUUUGCAGAUCUCCUUACGGUGCCCGCUGGAGGACUGUAGACUCGUUCGUGGAAUGGAGCGCGAUGGACUCGGGACCGUCUGCACUUGUAUGACUGUGAGUCCCAUUUUGCAUGCUAUGAAAAAUGGUCAGAAAUAAAUUUGCGGAUUCGCUCCGUGUGUAAAUACAUCUUUCUUUUUGAUCACCUUUGUUGGUGGGUGGUUUUGAGGCUGGUUGGUUUUCCGAGUGCGGGACGUAGGAAGGAUCGGCGCGUUAUCUCCCACCGUCGGAUCCGUUUGUUGAUAGAAACCCCUGGACUUUGUGCCAAGCCUUGCAGGACCCAAUGACUUGGAUUCUCAAUGUCCACGCCUGUUGUGUGUAGGUGUACGCGUGCCACUUCGUGGCAAGUUAUGAACAAUCUCAGGUCAGUUGGCUAGGAAUCCUGUUUAAGAUCUGACAGUACUACUACCGGACACUCCCUUUGAGCUUACGGGUGGUAGUGGCCGGCUGUGGUUGACUUGCCAGGUGCGUUGGCCGUGUUCUCUACCUCGCUGGCCUACUUUUUGUGCCCAACAAGACUACUUAGUGCUGAGAGUUAGGUGCGUGGUCGGUGAGCGUCCUUGAGGUGUUACUGGAUGGGCAGAAUGGUUGCUUCUCCUGCCUAGCGAUGUGGUUGGUUUCUUUGGCUGCUCGCUCCGGGAGUCGGUCUGCUUCUCCCUGGCUGACGGUCGUUGCUUGUCAUCCCUGGUCAGAUGUUUCCAAUGUGGUGGUGGGUCGUCCUCCUAGUCUAGUACAUCCCUCGAGAAGCUGUGCCAGUUCGGAGCAGUCAGAAGUGGUCAGAGCAUUUGUUUGUUCUGCGGUCUCUGUCCUCACUCCGUGUGCUUGCCGAUCUCCGGUACGGUUGGGGAGGGAUUUCCCUGUGGUUUCCCACGUUCCGGUAGCUGGCCCUUGGACCUCAUGCGUAGACUUAUGUUAUUUAGAUGUGUUGUUUGGGGUUACAAGGCUAUUAGCUCGUGUAAGGCCUCUUCAAACUGUUUGACGGGUUCUGGUGUUACAUGUUGUCCAGGCAUAUCUUCAAGUCGUGGCUUCGGCUACUAAGGUCGUCAUGCUUUGCUGUUGGUGUGUAGGCAUGUCGUUGUGUGGUGUUUUAGUAUUUCCUUCAUCCCCAGAGUUUUUGUACGUAGCAGUGGAUGACUGAUAACUGCUUGUGUGCUGGGAAUCUAGGCUCGCUUCAUCCGAUCCAGGUGUUUUGAGGCGAACAAAUCCGUACGGUGAUCCCCAAUACUUUUCACUGAGCGAAUUCCAUCUAGAGGUCCGCCACGCGGGUUUUCGUUUCCCUUGAGGAAUCGGUGGUUCGUUGGGCACGUGUCUGAAGUUUAAUCUACCGGGUAAUGAGUAGGUUUGUGUGAGGCAUGAGUGGGUCCGUAGACGCGUUUAUUAUGUCGAGAAUCCUCAGUGAUACCACUGAGAAUCCAGGUUUCCUCCAGCUACUUCUCGAUCUCCAUAUUCACCUUAGUUGCAUCUGACACAAACGUUCUGUCAGUAAUCUGACAUUUUCAACUAGUUAGUUGGCUUGUCUCCAUGGUACGACCAGCUAUGUCAGAGUAUAGUUUCUGGAUCCUUAGUGUUUAGUGCGUAAUCUGAAAGUGUUUACAUCCACUCGGUUUUCCCGUCGAGCAGUCUUCCUUCUACAACCACGGACAGAGAUGGUCCUGUAGGUAGAUGUGGUGACUGAUGCUCUAUGUGAACGCCUUAAAUGAUAUUAACUGAUGUGUCUUCACCAUACUGGCGAAGUUGAUCUAUCAGUACUCAGUGAAUAUGCUUUUAUGACGGCCCCUGCCAGUAUUCAGGUUUAUUUUGGUUUUGUUGCGUAUUAUUCGGGACUGGAAGAUUACAGUUUUUGUGAUGGGUGGAGACGCUGAUCAUUGAGGGCCGCGGUGCUAACGUUCGCUCAUGGUUAGCUUCCUGAAGAGAUUGUACCAAGUUUGCUGGAGAUCACUGACUCCGUCCGCUAGUCACAUUCUGAGAUAAAUACUGAAUUUACACCAAGGCCUUAUGGAGGUGAAGUAUUGUGACAAUACUUUAGAGUAUUGUGAAUCAUCUUCCGUCCCGACACACUCUUACCCCGAGAACACCGAAUUGCCAUUAGAGUAUUAGAGAAAUAAAACUUCUGACAAGUUACCUCACCUAAUAUCGAUCCGGGUGAUUUUUGAGGUCUGCAGUAGUUUUCUGAAUUACGAUUGUUGGUCGUAGAUUGUUCACGUGCAAGUGAGUAGACUCUGUGGCCUCUCCUUGUAGCUUGAGGGUUUUCUUAUCCCCGAGUAACCAGGGAGGGUUGACGCUUUAUGUUCGAAAGUCAUGAAUAAAAUCAGACAUGACAAUCUGGUUGGGCAACAAAAUCCCAAACACAUCUGGUGAUGAUUGGCUGUACAUCUUAGUGUUAACAUAGCCACUGUUUGGUAGCGAGUGGAGGAAGUUUCGUGUGAAUAUUAGGUGUGACGAUGUCAACCGUGGGCGACACACGGAAGCCAGAAAUUCUUUAGCGUGUGUCUGUCAAUAACAGUCUACAGUAGCCUCCUGCAUGGUGUCCAUCAAAAUUCUUAUCUCGAAGCCGGCCACCUAUGUGUAGAGUAAUAUGAGACAUUUUGUUUUAUCGCUUGCCUUGCUCACAUGUAUCUUGGCAGUAUCCAUUUCCAGCGCGUGUUUAUGCGGAAGUCUACAAUGGAAGUCGCUGGUUGGGGACUUCAGGUGACAUGACGUAAAAUCCAUAUCAAUGGCUCACAUGAACUGAAAACGUCAGAGUUAGAUGUCGUACAUAAAUGCAUCGGUUCAAGUUGCCACACUUAGCAGCAGUACACGGAGAAAGGUGGGAUAGACAAAAAGUGGUGUUAAAGUAUUCGAGGUUGUUUGAGAGAGUAAAUAUCCUGAAGAUAAAAGUUAGUGCAAAUACUAUAGCUUUGGAAGGUGCAAGAGAGUGAACAUGUGUUCCAUGUCUCACAGCUGUAUAACAAGACAACGAACUGCAGCACAGCAUACUCUUCAUUUGAUGGGCAGUGUGAUAUGUCGCCAAUUGGCGUCAGAGAUGACUCAAGUUGGAAGAUGUCAAAGGGGACUUUUGUAUCCAGGCUUCAAGUUCGUCAGUGAGCUGAUGCAAAUCCCCAAUUAGGUGAAGUGUUCGACACAUUCUACCACUGGGGAUAGUUGCAGUCCAGUCUUGGAGCAACGUCCUACAUUUGACAAGUGCCAGCGAAAUGCGUGCCAAACGUACUCAGGUUUCUUCUUACCACGUUUGGAAGACCCUUCAUUUUGUCGGCGUCCUCACCCAGCAGGACAAUGUCGUCUGAAUACUCCAAGUCGACCAGAUUACCGCAUGGAGUAGGUCGAUCCCUGUGAAGUCAGACUUACCUAGGGUUAUGUCCAGUAGUAUGUCUAUAACGAAGUUAAGUAGGAACGGUGACAGUGGACGUUCCUAGCGGAAGUGAUUAGUUGACGUCACCUCUGAUGAGAACUCUCGACAAGCCGUUACACAGAUGUGUGAGUCCGAGUAUAGGGCUGUGAUUGGCGUUAUACACUCACUCGGUACUAUCCUCAUAGCCAGAUUAUAUCGCACGAUUGACAGAGUUGGAUGCCGACUUCCAGUUAAGAAACACGCCAGGUGUCUGCCACUGGCCAGUAAGUAUCCUUCUGUCGGAGGGUCUAAUCAUGAUCAAUGCACACUCGUCCAGGUCCAUCUAAAACGUGCCUGCCUUUCUCGAGUUUAGUGUUAUCGAGCUCUAAUUAGGGAUCGGAUAAAUAUGGACCCUGGGAUCGUGGACAAAGUACUAGUCAAACUAAUUGCCUUAUUGUUGUCACAAGAAGAUAGAAUGGGAUAAUCAAUGGAGUAGGUCAGUGUGACACCACUACCUCUGAUUCCCACAUACUGCCUAGUACCUUCGUCAUUUCACUUAGCAACUAUCUUCUUCCAUCCUUCGAAACUUCAAGUGACAAACAGUCAGAUCCUGAUGCUCUUCAGUCUUCUCAUGUUCGAUUCACCCUUCUCAAGUCCAAGGGGAGUUGAAGGAUUAACAUUUACUCACCCUUCGGGUUCAGGCUGGAUGUUGGGUAACUGAAGCGUUGUUGAUGGCCAGUGCAACUGUGCUUCGAAGUGUUCUGCUUCAUGUUCUAGCCGCCUAUCCUGGGAGGUUAUCAGCGUUGCAUCCUUUUGGGUGAUGGUUUCACCAACCAUCGUUCUCUUCUUGUCAGUAUCCUUAAUCAGCUCAAAUGGUCGCAAAGUGUUACCCGACGCUGAUGCCUCCUUAAUCUGUUUCGCUCUCACCACCCACCAUUGCCCGCGAUCGACGCGAAGACUCUUGGUCAACUUGUGUUUAGGCUGCUUUCGCUCAUCAUGGUUAGAGCCGGAUGGAACCAGCCUUCUCUCAUCAAUCACUUCGGAUGACGUUGCGGAAAUCCAAUGACGUUCACUAACUUUGGAGUGUGGGUUACCAAUUGUCUUUACUGCUGUUUCUACAACAGAUGUAGUCUCAUGCUAGGGCUCCUCAGGGUGAGCACUGGCAUCAUAUUCGGAUAAAUACUUGGCUAACCACUCAGUUGAUGCGUACUUGGAGUCCUCAUCUUCCAGUCGAGCACAGAUAGGCCUCACUGCCUCCCGUUUUCUACUGCCAGUAAGGCACAGAAAUACACCAGCCCAUAUAACGGGUGAUCGGAGUCAAAACUGGCACUUCAGAGAGAGCGGUAAUCCCCCAUCGAUCCGCUAUAGAAAUGGCCCAUAGCAAUGUGAUGUAUCUGUCUCCAUCGUUGGUUUGAAGUUGGCAGACGUCAUGUGAGAGAGUGCCUCUCCUUAUACCUAAAUUUAGUGCUGGUCAGAGACAAGUGAUUAUCGGAACAAAAUUGCAACAAACGGUCACUGUUGUCGUUUCGUUGGCAUGAGAUUCCGUAAAUACCUACCUCCAAGUCGCCUUACCGAUUGGCUCAGAUUGCCUACUUGAGCGUUAAAGUCACGUGCCAUUGUGACUAUAUCUGAAGGUUUUGCUUUGUGUGGUAAGGUCGACAGCUUUUGGUAGGACUCAUCCUUUGCGUCAUCACAGCCACAGUCGAUAGGUGCAUGGGCGGAUACUACGAAUGUGUGUCGGUUUGUCUCACGACCGCUGUUUGUUUUUAGAGAUCCCUUUUGGUAGGCAGCAUAUGGGUGGUACUGCUGGUCGACCUGGGAAACACCUUUCUGUCUCAUACCUUGUAGGAAACAGGAAUACAACUUCGACUUAGGAACAGGUUGUAAUAUAGUAAUUUUUUUACAGCAGUAAUUGCUUUUCGUCUUAACGCUAUUCAGGCGAUGUUUUGGCAUUAUGUGACCGCGAAGGAAUAAGCGUUUAACGAACAUAAUUCGUCGGAUCAUUGUGACAUGUAAGGGCGACCACCACGUCGUAGGAGCAGCUUUUGGCUCAGAUUCAUCUGCACAUUGUUUUCACCCCAAUCUUUAUACUGAUUUUCGCGGUUGCCUCAUUUUUUUCUCUUUUCAUGACUCUAACGAUUUGACUGCAUUUUCGCUCAUUCCUGUGAUACCUUUUACCGUGAUAUGUGAAUAUCAGGUGUUGUAAUGUGGAUCCUUCAGUAGUAAUCCCAGGUUCCACAUUGGUUUUCGGUUCAUUUUUUCUUGAACGCAGCCACCUGAUGAGCACUGACAGUGAUAUCACACUGUAGGAUACUAGGUAGUUCUCUAAUGUUGGUGAUUAGGUCAAGAUUACACGAUAUUGAGGCUGUAUUGGCUGGUCAACAUUAACAAUCCAUCUCCUCGCAUCUGCGUAGAGACGUCUUCGGUUAAUGACCUAAGUUUUCGUUUCGCUUUCAAGCUGUCUUGGUCACUGAUGACAUACCCGACUGCCUACGAAAGGUAGGGUGAACCCUCUGUCCUACUAUAUGGUGAGGAACGUGGCUAUUAAAGUUCGAUGAUAUUAAAAAACACUACGUGUUCGACCACCAUUAUCUUUAUAGCAAAUGUUGUGUAUCGUGAAAGCACCACCAGUAACGUGGAUGCCACGUUUAAGGUCAUUUGUAAGACAGGGGAAUACGUUUAUGGGGUUAUAAACCUUCGAAAACUUGGGUGGCUGAGAAAUUCUACUCAUGUCUUUAUCACUGUAUACCGUGAAGUGUAAUCUUAGCUAAGGGUUUCUUGGACUGGGGAAGGUUAGAGGUGACCAAACUAAUAUGUGGUAUCAGUUUCUAAAGUCUAUGACCGUUAUUCUAAUCCGUGUACGGAAAUGUAAACUUCGAAGAUGAGGUUCCCAGCUGAAUGAACGGUUAGUUGCGAUUGUCUAGUACAACUGGGCUAAGGCAACCAACUCUUUUUGGCUAGCAUGGACUUGGGGAAUAAAGAGAGACAAUGUGUGACGUGGAGGUCACCGUCUUCAGUUGGACGGUAGACUCAGAUGGACCAUAUUGCUAUCACUUAUCGCUGACAGAUAGAUAAUAUCAGCGUAGAAUAUCGCACACAAUGACAUCGGUCCAAGUUGCCACACUUCUCAGUAGUACACGAAGAACAGUUGGAUAGAAGAAGAUUCAUGUUAAAGUAGAUGAGGUUGUGUGAGAGAGUAAACAUUUUAAAGAUAACGGUUAAUGCAAAUAUUCAAGCUUUGGAAGAUGGUAAAGAGUGAGUAUAUCUGUGCCAUUGGACAGAUUUUCAGCCAUGUCACCUAUAUUUCCCAAUCACUGCUUCUUUCUGUCUCUGGGAGCCCAUCCAGGCAGUCUACAUCUCCCAACACAGCUCACGCCAGCAGUCAGGGUCUUCAACGACUGGUGCAACUUCUUAGUCUGGCUAAUCUGAACCCUCUUCCAACCUAGUUCAGCCUGCUGGAUCAUGUCAUGUCGAGGUAGGCGGUGGCUUGGUAUGCACAACAUAUGUCCAAGCCACCUCAGCCGAUGAAGGUUCGCAGCCUCAUUUACCGACUUGGCUAUCUUGCCUAGUACGCUUCGGCUGACCUUCACAUUUCACACAGUAAUUCCACCCGACGCAAGCAAUCCUACGAAGACAUGGAUAACCAUGUCCCAGUAACCGCUUCAUAUCUUCUAAUUUUAAUGGUCAUGUCUCAGCUGUAUAACAAGACAACGAA
Messenger RNA from Heterobilharzia americana, 8707 nucleotides. NCBI's taxonomy places the organism in Eukaryota, Metazoa, Platyhelminthes, Trematoda, Strigeidida, Schistosomatidae. The record is from the annotation of a GenBank genome assembly.